AUGCCGCGCGAGAUCAUCACGCUGCAAGUGGGCCAAUGCGGCAACCAGAUCGGGAUGGAGUUCUGGAAGCAGCUGUGCCUCGAGCACGGCAUCUCCAUGGAUGGCCGGCUCGAGGACUUUGCCACUCAGGCGCCGAGCAAGCGCCCGCACGCAGCAGCAGAGCAGCGGAUCCAGCGGGGAGGUGAUCGCAAGGACGUCUUCUUCUACCAGGCCGACGAUGAGCAGUACAUCCCUCGGUCGCUGCUGAUCGACCUCGAGCCGCGCGUGCUCUCGCACGUGCAGCAGACGCUGCCGCGCCUCUUCAACCAAGAGAACAUCUUCUCUCACCCUGAAGGAGGCGGCGCCGGCAACAACUGGGCGGCGGGCUACACGAUUGGCGGGUCGGUGCAGGAGGAGAUCCUCGAGAUGAUCGACCGCGAGGCGGACGGGUCCGAGUCCCUCGAAGGCUUCAUGAUGUGCCACUCUAUCGCCGGCGGCACUGGCUCCGGCCUCGGCUCCUUCCUGCUCGAGCGGCUCAACGACCACUUCCCGAAGAAGCUCAUCCAGACGUACUCCGUCUUCCCUAACCAGUCCACCGACGCGUCCGACGUCGUCGUGCAGCCGUACAACUCCCUGCUCACACUGAAGCGGCUCACCCUCAACGCCGACGCGGUGGUCGUCCUCGACAACACGGCGCUGAACCGCAUCGCGACAGAGCGGCUGCACGUGCCAAACCCGUCCGUCGAGCAGAUCAACCAGCUCGUGUCCACGGUGAUGGCUGCGUCGACCAACACGCUGCGCUUCCCGGGCUACAUGAACAACGACAUGAUCGGCCUCGUCUCGUCCCUUAUCCCCACGCCCCGCCUCCACUUUCUGAUGACUGGCUACACGCCGCUCUCCUUCGACCACCUCGGGGGCGAGGCCAACCCGCUCGCGGUGCGCAAGACGUCGGUGAUGGACGUGAUGCGCCGGCUGCUGCAGACCAAGAACAUCAUGGUGUCGUGCUCGACGCGCAAGGACCGCGGCUGCUACAUCUCCAUCCUCGACAUCAUCCAGGGCGAGGUGGACCCGACCCAGGUGCACAAGUCGCUGCAGCGCAUCCGCGAGCGGCAGCUGUGCUCCUUCAUCCCUUGGGGGCCGGCAAGCAUACAGGUCGCCCUCUCGCGCCGCUCGCCGUACGUCAAGUCGCCGCACCGCGUCUCGGGACUGAUGCUCGCCAACCACACGUCGAUCCGCGACCUGUUUGCGCGGAUCGCGCAGCAGUACGACAAGCUGCGCAAGCGCGACGCCUUCCUCGACAACUACCGCAAGCUGCCCAUCUUCGCCGACGACCUCUCGGAGUUUGACGAGUCGCGGGACGUGCUGCACGAGCUGAUUGAGGAGUACCGCGCGUCCGAGUCGCCCGACUACGUCAACUGGGGCAUCGAGCGCACGCCGGGCGAGCCGGACCCCGGCGCCUUCCAGGAGCGCAAAGCAGGCGAGGCGGCGGUGGUGGGGCAGGGAUGA
Molecule: messenger RNA, 1485 nt
Organism: Emiliania huxleyi CCMP1516
Lineage: Eukaryota; Haptophyta; Isochrysidales; Noelaerhabdaceae
Exons: 6
Coding region: 1-1485 (494 amino acids)
Biological process (GO): meiotic spindle organization; microtubule nucleation; mitotic cell cycle
Cellular component (GO): nucleus; spindle; microtubule
Molecular function (GO): structural constituent of cytoskeleton; GTP binding
Source: RefSeq, a predicted model, not a curated record